Molecule: messenger RNA, 897 nt
Organism: Aspergillus melleus
Lineage: Eukaryota; Fungi; Ascomycota; Eurotiomycetes; Eurotiales; Aspergillaceae
Product: DUF1115 domain protein
Exons: 1
Coding region: 1-897 (298 amino acids)
Source: RefSeq, a predicted model, not a curated record
AUGGCACAAAAGCAGCUUUCAUACCUUCCACCGGACAUGCUAGAGUCACAGAUAUCUAUGAUCGACCUGUUGACCGCCAUGUUCCCUUCGCCGGGAGAAGUUGAGAUCCCUGAAUCAACAUCCCAAUGUGUGGAGAAACUUCGGCAAUGGUGUGAAGAUCCCACGUUACCAAUGCCCGCGGGAAUCCCUGCCAGCAUAUACCUUACAGUCUGUUUACCAGUUGCAGACGGAGGAAAGUCCGUCCAAGUCAAUCUCUCUAUCCCUCUUCAAGCCGAAGAUACGGAAACUAUGGACCAGCCACCACCCGCAAGUUACACAUUGCGUCAGCCGGAUUGGAUGUCCAAGGCCGAGCUAGCGCAACUGACGGCCAAAAUGCCGCAAGACGAUGCCCUUGAAACGUUCGAGUACGUGCAAGAGGAGCUUAACCGUUUCUUAGAAAAGCAAAAACAACAAGAAGCGCAGGCCGCGGAAGAAAGCAAUGCGGGUUCCGGCCGGGGAGGGCCGAUAGUACGAGUCUGGUUCUAUUUCCCGUCUCUAUCGACGAGGAAGAAGAGAGAUGACAUGGUCAAUAAUGCGCCGGCAUAUUCUCUCACUGGCUUUGUACUCGCUGGGAAACCUGGUGUGCUGUGCCUAGAGGGAGCAUCAGCCGAUAUCGAUUCUUAUAUGAGUUUCAUCAAGACGCAUUCGUGGGGCGAUAUACCCAGCCACCAGAAGAAAGUCAGCGAGAGAUUCCGCGAGAAAGAUGGCGUGGAGAGAGUGUUUGAUAAUAUGGAGGAGAUUACAGACUCGCUGGGUGAGCGCGGCGGCCAGAGGGCUAACCGCGGGGAUAUGCAAGCUUUAGAGGCGUGGUUGGGCGCCAGAGGGUUACAGGAGGCAUUUGAGAAAGUUAUAUUUUGA